AUGGCGUCACCAAACACUCAGACGGCCAAUGCCAUCGCUGCCAUCACCAACAGGUCCAACUUGGUCAUACCUACCAUUGACUUUACGCAGCAUCAACUUGAGAACGGUGAUGUGGUUAGUACGACCGAACGGGUGGUCAAGGAUGUUCAAGCUCCUGCUAUGUAUCUCCCCUCUCCAGAGCAGUUCUGGGAUAAGACGGACCCAACGAAACCUAACAUCGCCUUUUUGAAGAACCAUUUCUAUCGCGAGGGAAGGUUAACAGAAGAUCAAGCCUUGUACAUCUUAGAAAAGGGAGGUGAGAUACUGAGGAAUGAGCCUAAUUUAUUGGACGUCGAUGCGCCCAUCACCGUUUGCGGUGAUAUCCACGGACAAUAUUACGAUCUAAUGAAGUUGUUUGAAGUUGGUGGUAAUCCUGCAGAAACAAGAUAUCUCUUUUUGGGCGAUUAUGUUGACCGGGGUUACUUCUCUAUCGAGUGUGUACUGUAUCUGUGGUCACUGAAGAUGUGGUACCCCAAUACCCUGUUUCUGCUGCGAGGAAAUCACGAGUGCCGGCAUUUGACAGACUACUUCACCUUCAAGCUGGAAUGUCGACACAAGUAUUCUGAGACCAUCUAUAACGCUUGCAUGGAGACCUUCUGCAACCUUCCACUCGCGGCGGUCAUGAACAAACAGUUUUUGUGUAUCCAUGGUGGUCUCUCACCAGAACUGCAUACUCUUGAUGAUAUCCGAAACAUAAAUCGUUUCCGCGAGCCACCCACAAGUGGACUCAUGUGCGACAUUCUAUGGUCUGACCCCCUUGAGAGCUUCGGCAGUGAAAAGACGACGGAGAAUUUCCUUCACAACCACGUCCGAGGAUGUAGUUAUUUCUUCACAUAUCAAUCAGCAUGCCAGUUCUUAGAACGCAAUAACCUGCUAUCCGUAAUCCGCGCACACGAGGCUCAAGAUGCAGGAUAUCGAAUGUAUCGUAAGACUAAGACGACCGGAUUCCCAAGUGUAAUGACCAUCUUCUCUGCCCCUAAUUACCUCGAUGUGUACUCUAACAAGGCCGCCGUACUCAAGUACGAGUCCAACGUCAUGAACAUCCGACAAUUCAAUUGUACCCCUCAUCCGUACUGGCUGCCAAACUUCAUGGACGUAUUCACUUGGUCACUCCCGUUCGUGGGAGAAAAGAUCACAGAUAUGCUGAUAGCUAUUCUGAACUGCUGUACCCAAGAGGAGUUGCAAGAGGAGGAAGAGACGCCAGAAGAGGAGGAAUUGGCCACGCCAGAAUCACCUACAGGAGAGGAGACUCCUUUGGAACGCAGACAAGUGAUCAAGAACAAGAUUAUGGCAGUGGGACGUAUGUCACGGGUCUUCUCACUACUUCGAGAAGAAUCCGAGCGGGUAUCCGAGCUCAAGAGUAUUUCUCUUACUGGUGCACUCCCAGCUGGCAUGCUUGCGUCUGGAGCGGAAGGCAUCAAAGAAGCCAUUCAAGGCUUUGAUGAUGCACGCAAGAGCGAUAUUGAAAAUGAACAUGUUCCUCCUGAACUUGUCGACCCUGACUCAGAAGGAUUAGCAGCCUUAGCCAACCUCUCUUAUCCCCAAACUCCAGAAGAAGAAGCUUCUCCUCAACUCGACGGAUCAUCAUCCAUGACUAGUUCCCCCGGCACUCCCACGUCUAACGGCGCAGCUUGGCGUCGUGGUCAUGCACGUCAGACUUCUCUCGGUACGACAAAGACGUCUCCAUCGACAAGAAGACGUUCGAUAGAGAACACGAUGCAUCUCAUCCGGGAUGUGGUGGAUGGAAAGGAUGCCAGUGGGGAUCAAGAGUUGGAGAAGAUUGCAGAAGUUUUGGCUAGUCCUUCUAGACCGAAAGGAACUCCUCCUGUUUAA
Molecule: messenger RNA, 1872 nt
Organism: Tremella mesenterica DSM 1558
Lineage: Eukaryota; Fungi; Basidiomycota; Tremellomycetes; Tremellales; Tremellaceae
Product: Serine/threonine-protein phosphatase 2B catalytic subunit A1
Exons: 15
Coding region: 1-1872 (623 amino acids)
Biological process (GO): calcineurin-mediated signaling; fungal-type cell wall organization
Cellular component (GO): calcineurin complex; cytoplasm
Molecular function (GO): calmodulin binding; calmodulin-dependent protein phosphatase activity
Source: RefSeq, a predicted model, not a curated record